Molecule: messenger RNA, 3744 nt
Organism: Strongylocentrotus purpuratus (purple sea urchin)
Lineage: Eukaryota; Metazoa; Echinodermata; Echinoidea; Camarodonta; Strongylocentrotidae
Product: myotubularin-related protein 10-like
Exons: 8
Coding region: 96-1685 (529 amino acids)
Source: RefSeq, a predicted model, not a curated record
AGGGGGAAAGAUGGGUAGGAGGUGAGAUAAAGAGGACGGGGGCAAGGAACGUCCGGGUCACGGAGGUCAACCGAGACUUCAGGUUAUCAGACAGCAUGCCAGAGUUCUUUGUGGUACCAGACCCGUGUUCAGACUACGAGCUAAAGAAGGCAUCAACAAACUUUGAAGAUUGCAGAGUACCUUUCUGGUGUUGGAGUCACAGGAAUGGGAGUAUGCUAAUGAGGAUGACGGCACCCUCUGACAGCAUUAUCGAAAACGAGUCUGAGAAGUGGUUUCUAGACAGCGUUAUUCACAUCCAUCCCUCCAAGGUGCAUCCAGACAUCAUAGACAUCGGCAAAGAAUGUCCCAGUAUACAGGAACUACAGAGCGGUUACCUCAAGCUUCAGUCCAUGUGCAUGCCAGAAAACAUCAAAGACUUCUGGACGACAGACGAGAAGUGGUAUUCAACGUUGGACAGUACCAAGUGGCUACAGACGAUAGGAACAUGCCUCAGUCUAGCUAAGGAAGCAGCUGACAGAAUCUACAUUGCAGAGAAGACCGUCAUCAUUAAAGAAUCACAGGGUAGAGAUUACUCGUGUGUAGUGGCAAGCCUCUCCCAGAUCAUGCUAGACAGUCACUACCGCAGUCAGCUGGGCUUCCAGAGCCUGUUACAGAAGGAAUGGAUAGUAGCUGGUCACCCGUUCCUUGACCGCUGUGGACACUGUGUCCCCAGCAGCGGAACAGAGUCCCCGAUCUUCCUGCUAUUCCUUGACUGUGUCCACCAGCUGAUAGAGCAGUUCCCAUCGGCCUUUGAGUUCACGGACACCUUCCUGAUAGCCCUCUGGGACAGCAUGCACUCAGGCAUCUUUGGUACAUUCCUGUUCAACAGCGAGCGCCAUCGGAUGAGGACCUGCGUCAGUAGCAGCAAGGGCCAGUACCAGACCACCCAGCUGGCCACUGUAUGGGCCUGGACGCUACAGUUCACCAAAGACGACCAGGCGCUCUUCACCAACCCUCUCUACAUUGCCAAGUCUGAGCUCAAGUACAACGACCUCUUGGACGACGAGCCCGACUAUAGGCAGGGAUGCAACGCCGGUAUCUACCGCAGCAUCCGCAGGUUGAACAAUGGCAAGUCGUACAUCGGCUCCGACUUCAAGGAGAUGGACAGCUGGACAUUCAAUGGCGGGAAGAGAAGGAAGAACCCUAAUGUGAACGGUGCCAAUUCUGCGAGUAGUGUGUUUGCUAAUUGCGAGGAGGAGAUCAUCAUACCGUUACUGCAGACGCCGACGAUCACCUUAUGGAAUCAUUGUUACCUGCGGUGGGUGCCGAGUGUCCACACGGUGGGAGGGGGAAGUCCCGCAAUCUACCAGCAACAAUGUCGGCUGGUGGAUGAGAUACAGCAACUCAGAGAGACCCUGGAGAACCUGAAGGUCUCCAAGGAAUCCGUAGCCGCGCCUCCUACGAAGCCCAAGCGAAAGAGCAGGUUAUUUUUCACCUCUCAAGAUGACUUGAAACGGAACCAUGAGGCGCUCACCUCCGCCUUCCCCUACUCCAUCAGCGAUCUGGAGUUUCUAGGUGGGGAUCGAAGGUCCUUUUUGGCCACACCCCUUGCAAGGUUUCUAGGAGGACAGAGUUUGUUAGAGCAGGAGGGGGGUGGUGAGAUACCAGAGAGCGACGCGGAGACCGUAGAGGAACUUGAAAUGUGAUUGCAUAGUCGCAGAAUUCAUUUUGAACUAGGAGACUGACAGUGACUAUUGAUGGAACACUGCAUUUGCCUCAGAGAAAGUUUGACUUUGAUGUCAAUCACUAUUGUGUAUCUCUGUGAAACUUUAACUUGCCACACCAAGUUUCUCUGGGAAUCAUCACAACCUUUCCUGUGAUAUUUCCCUUCCUGUACACACUCAACAUCACUAGAACUAUUUCAUUCUGAUUUGUAAAGAUCUCAUUUUCAUCAUUCAGUUCUUCCAGUCAAAAUCAUUGAGGCCGUAAAGUAAUAAGUGAUAGAGAGUGUCCUCUUGCAUUUUGAUAUCUCAGUGUAAUUGAAGAUCACCUAGAUGUUAGUCUAGACUAGAUUAACUGUAAAUAUCAUUCUAAUAGGAGUGCAAUAACGAAGGAAAUGAUAGUAGGCAUUUAAUGUAUGAUUGGUGUAUUUAUCUAGAUAUGUUUUAUAUUUCUCAUAAUGUACAAAACUACUUAAUUUGCUAAUCUCACUCUCUCUGAAAUGAAGGUUUGUCACUGUGAUUUAAGUGUCAAGUAUGACUUUUUUGAUACAACUAGUAGGUAUAUAUUAUCCUCUUUAACUUAGUACUGUUUUAUGUUCAACAGGGAGAGUAUAUCUUUCAUGAGAAAAGAUAUUACUUUUCAUUUUAUUAUGUUCUUUUUAAUAAUUUUGUUGGGUUUUUACUUUAAAAUCACAAAUGACUUCAGAACAACUACAAUUGUUUAUGAAGUGUCACUGAACUGAACACCACAAGAGCCUGUCAUAGAAUCCACCCUCAGAUGACAUACAUGUACACAUGUCACAACAUGUUUUUAAUGCCCUAUAAAGUUUGUCUUAAAAAAAAAGCAGCACACUUCACAAUCUGAUCAAGACGAAGCCAUGGAUAUAAUACAUGAUUGAGCCUUGUUCUAAAAGAUCUUCACAUUUAGGUCUGGACUCGCCGUCUCGGGGGUACUGGUAUUCUCACAAAAUGAGAAUUACAACCUUAGAGCAUCUAACGUUAUUUUAUUGGGGAGGAAAGAAAGUGGAGAGGUGGUAGACUGGUGUUUUGAUUCAAUUACAAUUUUGCAGCCAUUAGGGUAUUUUGCCUGUAAAAGCCAGAAAGGUGAGGGUGUUGAUUCAAGGCAUUAACCCCCUGACUACUGAAUUCUCUAAUUCCCAUAUGCUUAAUACAGGGACCAGCCAGUUCCUGUAGGCAAUGGGUUAACUCUUGUGUUAAAAGUUUGCGCUAAUGCCUUUCUGGCUCUUGUCAAAUGUUUUCUUUGAAACAUCAAGGCAUACCCUACCCUAAGAGUGGGAUUGACCAUAUUGUGAAGAUGAAAUAUGAGCUCCUAAUAAGGCUCUCUGAUGUUUUGUGUCUGACAGAACAAAUGAACCAUGGUCAUCUUUUUAAAAUCAGUUUGUAGCCUUGGUGCUUCAUCCUGGAUCCUUUUUUUUUUUUUUAUAGUAUUUCUUAUUUGAAUGCAGCACGGCAAGGGAAUAGUGAUCUUAGUUCUGACAUAGAUCUGAAUCUCUAUUGAUGUUUUUCUGUAUUCAUGUGCUCAUCUCUUCCAAGCUGGAGAAAAUUUCAUUUUUAUGUAAUGAGUCUUGAAUAAGUUUUAAAGCGGCAUAUUCUGAAAUUUAGUAAACAACCGGUUACAGCUUCAUCUACCACUAAUGCUCAAUACGACUACGAUUAGGGACAAAUGAAAGAAGAUAGAUUCUAUGUGGAGUUAACAUCAUAAUCAUUGUGAAAGGAAAGAUCUUUUCAUGCCAUUCUGUUGCAACGGGGGGAAUCUAAACCUGACGCUUGCACAACAUGUUCAAUUUGCUGUGAGCAGCUGUACCUUUUAUAUACAAUGAAUUAAGAUCCAAACAGGAACUUGGCGAAACAUUUUCUGCUUGGUGCUUGCACCUGGCUAUUUAACAUGUACAAUACAUUUAGUGAAUUAGGUCAACCAUACAGUCUAUUGUAUGAAAUUUGGUUGUUGAAUAGUGAUUGUGUAUUGCAGGGGAUAGUUUAUUAUAAUCCCCCCAUUUAAUACUCUGCUAUCGAUAUCAGAUAA